AGGAGGGAGUGGGAAGUCCGGCUUCAGGAAACUCUGGGACCGCAUUAUGUCCUAUUGCACUCUUCUGCCCAUGGCGUCCUCUAUCUCUCCAUCUUUAUUCGCAGGGACCUCAUCUGGUUCUGUUCAGAGGUGGAGUCUUCCACAGUGACCACACGCAUUGUAUCCCAGAUCAAGACCAAAGGUGCUUUGGCUGUGUCCUUCACUUUCUUCGGAACCUCCUUCCUUUUCAUCACUUCCCAUUUUACAUCUGGAGAUGGAAAGGUGAAUGAAAGGAUUCAGGACUAUAAGAAGAUUGUUGAGGGUCUUACACUACCUCGCAGUGUCCCUGAUACAAACCCAUUCCGUUCUGAUCCCUUGGAUGCCACUACACGAUUUGACGAAGUCUUCUGGUUUGGUGACUUCAACUUCCGGUUAAACAAGGAUCGGAAUGGCGUGAACUCUAUUCUACAACACAAUCUAGUGAAGGACAUGUCCCAGCUGCUGCAGUACGACCAGCUCAUCAAGGUCAUGAACGGUGGCUCCAUAUUUAAAGGGUUUCAAGAAUCAACAAUUGAGUUUCUUCCUACGUACAAGUUUGACAUUGGCUGUGACCAAUAUGACACAACGUCGAAGCAGAGAACGCCUUCAUAUACAGACAGGAUUGUCUACAAGAGUCGCCAAAAAGGAGAUAUCAAAGUCCUGAAAUAUGCCUCCUGCCCGCUGGUGAAAACAUCAGACCAUCGGCCUGUGUUUGGGUUAUUUGAAGUGCGGAUAAGACCUGGAAGAGAUAACAUUCCACUGGCUGCAGGGCUAUUUGAUCGUGAGUUGUAUCUUCUGGGAAUCAAGAGGCGGAUUUCACGAGAGCUACAGAAACGGCAGGUGAUAAAGAACCAGAAAAGUAGUGCAGUCUGUGCAAUCUCCUGA
Staurois parvus is the source of this 903-nucleotide messenger RNA. The record is from the annotation of a GenBank genome assembly. Lineage: Eukaryota; Metazoa; Chordata; Amphibia; Anura; Ranidae.